Mesocricetus auratus (golden hamster) is the source of this 5119-nucleotide messenger RNA. It is a transcript of the gene Efcab5, whose product is annotated as EF-hand calcium binding domain 5. The transcript has 23 exons. The record is from RefSeq and is a predicted model, not a curated record. Bases 37 to 4722 code for a protein of 1561 amino acids. Gene Ontology annotation, molecular function: calcium ion binding. Lineage: Eukaryota; Metazoa; Chordata; Mammalia; Rodentia; Cricetidae.
UUCUCAGUAUCCUUUGGUGGUUAUUUUAGUGGUCAAAUGAGUGAGUCAACGUCUCAAGAUCAGUCCAAGCCUGAGCAGGACAAUGGAAAAGAAGACAAGGAACAGCAGCAGGAUGAAAAGGACGAAAAGGAGUCUGUGGAGACGUCACCAAAUCCACUAAGUGUUGCUGUAUCAGAGGCCAGCAGUCAGGUGAUGGAGGAUACAAAGGAUGAGAUGAAACCCCAAGCCAUUUCAACAAAGGAGUCCCAUAUAGCUUCCGGGAAUGUUGUGGUUAGAAAACCUGCAAAAGUGAUUUUUGCUACAGAUGAUGUUGAACUACAGUUAAAAACACAGCAACCAUGGAAGAAAAAUCUUAAUGAGAGAAUAGAAGCAAGAGCCCAGGUCAUGCAGCAGAAAAUAUUGGAGAAGGAUAGCCUGAACAAGGAGCAACUAAAGAAGACUACAAAAAAGCUCCCUAGGGAUGACUUGGCUAAAGAGUGGUUUAAUACUGAGAGCAUGACAUUAACUACCCGGGCGUAUUUGCUGGACAAGCUUCUACCCAUCUUGAUUCCUGGAGUAGAACAAAUGUUAAUGCAGGUAGAAAAGAAGAAAAUUUUAAGCCAAGCUGAUAUCCCAACCAAGUUUGAUCCAAUUAUUUAUUUGGGGGAAUAUCUAAUGAGACACAAUACUCAAUAUGUCAAAGACCCAGGAAUGUCUGGCUACCAGAGGGUGAUGAAAGAUGUCACAGAAGAGCUGAAGAUACAUGUUCCUGACACGAUCAGCAACAGAGUAUCCAAAAUGAAGGAGAAAAUGAAACAAAAGAGAGAACAAAGAGAAUAUAUAAGCACAGUCAAAGUCAAGGUGGCCACCAUGAGGAAACAGGCUCUAGAGGAACAGUUCAGUGAAUGGGUUCUCGACCCUGGAGGAAUGAUUCCUAUAGUUGUGAUUCAGAAUGCCCUUUAUGAUUUUUUUCAGAAGCCAGAUUUUCAUCUUGAAUCGCGUUGCAAAGAUCUGGUUAUGAUCAAAUCUGUGGACCCAGGCCUGAACCAACAGCAAUUUAUACAAUACAUCUCUGCACACGUUGCAGACUUGAAAAGUGAAGUUUUUGAGGAACUCCUUAAACAUCUUUGCCACUAUGCAGAAGAAUUCCGGGAGAUCAUAAAAACUGACAUUCGGAGACAGAUGUUUGCUGAACUCUUCCUGCUUUGUGACAGUAGUAAGGUGAAGGUCUUGGAUCGGCAGAGGACACUGGCCUUGCUGGAAACAUUCUAUGAUCAAAGUUCACACACCACUAGGAGUUUACUCCGAAACCCAAGACAAUGGCCACUUAUUGAAUUUGAGGAAAUAGAAUUGUCUGAGUUCUGGGGAGAUAUGGAUAUUAAGAAGCAUAUUUAUGAAGAUUUUGAUACGCUGCUCUUAAAGAUGAAUUUGUUAGUUGCUACAAAGCUUGCUAGCAAACUCCAAGAAGAUCAAAAUCUCCUACAACAGAAGGGAGAGACACGUGCAGACCAAGAACCAUCCCCAGAGUCAGUCACAGAGCCAGGAACACAUCAGGCUUCACAGAGACCCCACAAAGGGUCACUUUCAGGACAAGGACAGGGCAAAGGGCGCAAAUCAUCCAUUUUAGGACAAGGGUCUCGAAGAAGCUCCGUAGUAGAGCCAAGAUCACACAGAGGGUCAGCGGCAGAGCAAGGGUCCCGAAGAAGCUCCGUAGUAGAGCCAAGAUCACACAGAGGGUCAGCGGCAGAGCAAGGGUCUCGCAGAAGCUCCGUAGUAGAGCCAAGAUCACACAGGGGGUCGGCUGCAGAGCAAGGGUCCCGAAGAAGUUCGGCAGCAGAACAAGAGCCGCAGACAGGGCAAGACCCAAACAGAGAACUCGUGUCAGAGCAAGGACCACACAGAAGGUCAGUCACAGAGGAAGAAGGAUCACACAGAGGGUCAGUUUCAGAACAUGAGCAACACAGGGCAUCAAUAGCAGAGCAACACGGAAAGUCGUCUGAAGAUAUGGAGUCUCCUAGGGGUUCAGAAGCUGGGUUGCCCAGAGAAUCAGCAAUGGAUCAAGAACAGCGCAAAGGAUCCAGAGGUCAGCGCAAAGGGUCAGGGGAACACAAAAUGUCGUUUUCAGAAUAUGAACCACAAAAAGAGUCCAUUUCAGAAGAGCCACAGUAUGAGUCAGAACAGGAACUACUGAUAGAUACCAUCCCAGAAGAACAGGAAUCAGACUCAACCUUACAAUUACAAGAAAGCAGCACUUUAAAAGAAAGUGAAGCUUCCAAAUUUGACAAAAUGGAAUCUCAAGAAGAAAAACCUUUACUGAUCCUAAGUGAAGAGCAAGCCGACACGGAUUCCCAACAGCGUGAGGAAGUUCCCGCACACAGCAAAAAGGAUCAUCCAUCAGAAAGCAGCAGAAAAGAUCACCUUCCAGGAGCUUCAAGAAAGGAUUCUCAGAGAGACAAAGCCUGUGACCCGAAGCCCCAACAUGUAGAAGGAAAAUCAUGGUCAGGUGAAUUUUUGGUCUGUGACUGGAAGAUGAACCAUGUCAAAUCUGAGGAUGAGGAACAGGCAAAAUUAAUCUAUGGUGACCCCAGAUUCACAGACCUACAUGCAAUUAUUAGGAAUAUUCAGACUUACAAGGAAAUAAAAGGGAGGAGUGCCUUCACUGGAGUUUCCCUCAAUCUGCUGCAGUUUGUACAACUCCUAGAGACAUUUGUUGGUGAAGAUACCCCCUUAAGUGUCAGCCAGAGUCUUACCUCCUUCUUUCAGAAGAACUAUUUUGAAACAAAACAGGAGAAAAUAAACGCCUUAGAACAGGCUCGACAGAAUGCUUUCCGAGUCCGGCGGGUGCUUCUUCUAGAAGCCCUCUUUCAGAAGUGGGACAAUGAUGGUUCAGGGUUUCUCAAUCUGGAUGACGUUGACAGUCUCUUGUAUACAUAUAAGGAGGGCAUGGAAAGAGAGUCAAUGAAGAAAGCUAAACUGCACAUCCAAUUUCCAAAGCCACAUCCUGGCCGUGAAGUAAAAUUAUCUUCAAUGCAGUUUCAGAGGUACAUAGAAUUGGUUGUGUCUGAGCUCAGGGGCAAUGAAGACCAAGUUCUGGAAAGUGUCGUGGAAUUCCUGAUGAGUUCUUUAGCGAGGAACCACACUGAGAGUCUAAGGAAUUGUGCAAGACGGAAAUGGUUACAUCAGAUCCAACAUGCUGCAGAGACAAGUGGGGUAUCACUGGAGCCAGUGUAUACUGAGACCUUUAGGGCCCUCACCCAGGAUGCUGAGGCUCAUGGAAAUAAGAAGAUCAGUGCUCACAUUUCCCUUUUAGAAGAAAACCUUCUGCUGCCGAACAGGGGGGAUGUUCUCUUGAGGAAUGUGGCUUGUACCCUAGAUGAUGCUCCAUUUGUUCUGAACAAAGUACUCUACAGGGACAUGAAGGGAAUCAGUUUUACAGUAGUGGAUGAAGGCAGGCCAAUCCAUGUCCCACAAGUUCAGCACCAUGGAAACAUCUUCUUCUGGAACAAUACCCGCAGCAAGAGUGAGCAUAAUGGGUCAUUCCUGGCUCUGCCUCUUCAGGAUGCACAUAUGAGAAUCUUUGGGGUCCUGGCAGUUGACACUCUUCGAGAUCCCCAUGAAAUAAACAUCUUCCUACCUCAUGAGAUCAGUUUCUAUCAGGGUGUUGCCAAUGCCUUCAGCACUGCCUAUCACUAUGUUCAUAGCAGGGAACACAUCCUUCAUACUGUGAUCACUGGCAUCAAGUGGCUCUUCAAUGUCACAUCUGGCAUCACCUCCAUCACUACGAGCUUUAUUGAACCUAGCCCAGAGCAGGAAGAGUAUGUUUUACGCAAAAUGAUGGUUACAGAAUAUUUUGGUCUAACAGAAAUCCAUACAGAACCCCCAACCAUUUCAAGGAAGUCAUGCAUCUUCAGAGAUUUCCUCUUUAAGUGCACUGACACUUCAGAAGUUAUUUUGGCUUCUACCAAUGGAGAAACCCACAUUGUAAUUCCACUUCGUGAAAGAACAAGAGAGACUAUGGGAGUCCUCGAUGUUAACAUUGGCCAGAGUAGGAUGCUGGUAUAUCAAGAAUAUAAAGAUCUACAGAAAAUGGCGAAGAUGAUCCAAAAUGCCUCGGAUGAAAUACUGGGCGAAUUCUCUGGAGAAAUCAAGAAAAAUGAGGUCAUAGAGAUGGAAAAGACAGGCGAAGUCACUCGGGCAGGAAUCCUCUUCUUCCGGGUCAUGCUGCAGGAGCUUCGGGAAUGCCUCCAGGCCCUCACUUCCAUGGACUUUGUGUCUCUGCUGCUGUAUGAGCACAGACCUCGAACGGACCCCACAUUUUUUCACGACAUGGAUUCCCAGGAGAUAGAGGCCAAUGUGGCCCUCGUGCAUGACAUGCUGAAAGCAGUGAUCUUGUUCUCUCAGCAGGAGAUGGACUCUUCCAGUAACUUGGAAGAAUGGGAAAAGUGGAAGUUUUACAUUAACAAGUACUUAGUUGAGGAUCUUUGUGUGUUUGAUCCAACUGCUAGCAAUGUGGAAAUUAAUGUGCAGCUUGUAAUGCACUACAUCCAAGAUCAUUCUCGAAUUGAAGUAUGGAAAUUUGGCAACCUUGUCAUUGAACUUCUAUACCAUUGGUUACACAUUUGUUUAACUCUCAUUGACCUAAAAGACCAACAAAAGAGUUGUAUUUUACCUCCAUUGCCCAAGAAGAGUGAUUCUUCUGUUUAUGCAAAAUUCACAGAGAAACCAUUGUCAAAGAAAAGCUAAGGACUGGUGGUAUUCUAUUUAGGAUAUGUUGAUUGUGUCCAAUUCUGUUAAUAGUGAAAUAUUUUCAACUGAAAAGGAAUGCCCCAUAGACACAUUCUGCUCCCAAACAUUCAGCUCAACACUCUCUAAAAUCAAAAGAGCUACCUAAGGAGAAACUUAAAGAGUAUGCAGUUAUGGUGGCCAUAACCAAACAUUCCUGAAUGUGUAAUAGAAGAAUGUAUUUGAAACCUCCCUCUUAGUUUAAGCUUUCUAUACAACCUGAGACUACUAUGACUGUUUGGGAAGUUGCUUCCCAUUCUUUUAAAUAGAAAAAUAAAGAAUACUGGAGGGUCUGGGUGGAGAAAUGCCAGCUUUUACAUCAAAGGAGUACCAAACAAUAAAGAUUUUGAGAAAUGGA